Cyprinodon variegatus (sheepshead minnow) is the source of this 2142-nucleotide messenger RNA. RefSeq names its product interferon-induced protein 44-like. Lineage: Eukaryota; Metazoa; Chordata; Actinopteri; Cyprinodontiformes; Cyprinodontidae. The transcript is spliced from 8 exons. The record is from RefSeq and is a predicted model, not a curated record. Gene Ontology annotation, molecular function: GTP binding. The coding region runs from base 132 to 1544 and encodes 470 amino acids.
AUAUGGCAAGUCUUGUCAUAUAAAAAGUGAAAGUGGAAAAAUUAUAUUUUGCACUUGGAUUGAGACACACCUCAAACUGCCAACAGAUAGGAGAUUUUGACCACAAGAUCACCCACAGCCCAUCCUCUAUCAUGCCUCCAGUCAUAUCCAGCCUGUCCAAACACCAGGAGAAACAGCUCAUGUCUCUCUUCGGUCAUGUCCGACUCCACCUUCUUUACAAAGCCACCAUUCACGGUUUCACUGCUGCUGCCUUCCAUGGCCACUGUGACAGACAGGGUCCAACUGUCAUUGUGGCCUACAACGCUGCAGGGUUUGUCUUUGGGGCAUACACAUCCAAGGACUACACCCAGAGUGGCGCUGCUGUCAUUGAUGGAGAGGCUUUCCUUUACAGCAUCAAUGAUGGGAGAAAAGAACCCCUGAGAGUUGGGGGUAUCAGUGGGCAGCAUGCUUUCACAGAUGAAGGCUCUGGUCCAAAUUAUGGUGCCUUGGUUUUCUUGCAUGAGGACAAGUCGGCCGUGCAGUCCAAUCCAGGAAGUUGCUUCAACUUCAAACCAGAAGAGAUGCAUGGGACUGACUUAAAGCUGACAGAGUUUGAGGUGUAUCGAGUUGAAGGUCUAGAUGUCCUGGAGAAGCCUUGGAGAAAUAUCCAGUGGACAGCUGAGAAAAAGCAACAACUGAUGAAAAGCAUCCAGAACUAUCAGCCUGAAAUCCAAACGGUGAAUCAAGCCUGUGUGUUGCUGGUGGGCCCUGUUGGGGCCGGCAAAUCAAGCUUUUUCAACUCCAUCAACUCGGCAUUUCGAGGCAACAUGACGUGCCAGGCCAUCACUGGUACAGCAGGAACUAGUGUGACCACGCAGUAUCGUGCCUACACUAUUAAGGCAGGAAGACGUGGAGGAAAUCUUCCACUGGUCCUCUGUGACACAAUGGGCCUGGAGGAAAACCCUGAGUCUGGUUUGAACAUUGAUGAUGUAGUCAGCAUCUUCAAGGGACACAUGGUGGAUCGCUACCAGUUUAGUACCAGUUCAUCAAUCCUAGAGGAUUCUCCAGGCUACAAGAAACACGUGAAUCUGAGUGACAGGAUUCAUUGUUUGGCCUAUGUGAUCGAUAGCUGCAAGGUGGCUCUUCUCAGCCAGAAAAUGGUGGACAAGUUCUCUGCUAUCCGGAAAAAAGCCAACCAGCUUGGCAUCCCCCAGGUUUUGUUGAUGACCAAAGUGGAUGAAGCCUGUCCGCUUGUGGCAAAAGACAUAAGCAAUGUGUAUCACAGCGUUUACAUCCAGAAGAAGGCCCGGCAGUUAAGUGAGUCCUUGGGUAUCCCCUUGUCCUAUGUUAUGCCAGUGAAAAACUACAGCGAAGAGCUGGAACUGGAUCAGAACACCGACAUACUGCUGUUUAUGGCCUUGGAGCAAAUGCUUAACUAUGCAGACAGCUAUUUUGAAAACCAGAUCGUAGAAGAUCGGCCUGAAAACAGCAGGCCAGAGCUCUACAGAUCCAGUGAUCAUCCUCGCCAAUUUUUGACAGAACGUGAUGAUCCUAAAAUUGUAUAAAAAGUAUUGGUAUUUCUAAGAGUUACAGUAUUGUGCAAAUGUUAGGAUCACUCAUGCUCUAAUUGACGCUGGAGGUUUCUCCUGGACACGAUAAAGGGUAUUGCUGCAAAGGCAAUCUAACUUGGCUGACUUUGAAUACUUUAAUCAGUUUGUAUUGUGAUCUGAGUUUUUUAGUAUGAUUAGAUUAUAUAAAAUUAAUAUGUUCACACUUUUUUGGUCUAAUAAUUUGUGUAAUAUAAAAAGAAAUAUACUAAUCAAACUUAAAUUCUCUAUUUAAAUGUACUAAAGACAAAAUGUCUUCCAUUGCAGCAACGUGAUAAGACAUACAGAAGCAUUAUGAAACACUUGCAUAAUACUGUAUCAUAAUGAAAUAAUCCAUCAGGUUUCUUUAAAGCUGUCCUUCGAGAACAUCCCAACCCCCAAAACAUACUAGCACACCUGGUUGAUUUCUAUUAGAUUUUUUCUUAAACACAAAGUUUUGCAUUACAUUUAUUUCAAGUAUCAGGGAAUGCUCUAACCAUCCCUUUAAUUAAAUGCUUAUUAAUUGUUCAUCAACCUGCAAGAAUAUUACAGAGCUUUGGAUUUUCUGUCUUUAAAA